Molecule: messenger RNA, 3260 nt
Organism: Brassica napus (rape)
Lineage: Eukaryota; Viridiplantae; Streptophyta; Magnoliopsida; Brassicales; Brassicaceae
Product: blue copper protein-like
Exons: 2
Coding region: 970-1944 (324 amino acids)
Cellular component (GO): plasma membrane
Molecular function (GO): electron transfer activity
Source: RefSeq, a predicted model, not a curated record
CAAGUCCAGACGAAGUCAACUUUCUUGCAUUGCUGAGUCAAGCAGAUAGGGACAACAUUUGGAAAGCCAUUUUCCGGUUUAUUCCAAGAAACCGAGCCGAGAAUAGUGUUUUUCGGCCUAAACUAUCCGGGAACAUCAUCCAUAAUGCACCAACUCAAAACCAGAGACACCCUUUCUGAAACCAGGGUCCCCGUUGGUAAGCAAAUCAUCCUCUCCUUCUUACAUCAUAUUGUUUUGCUAUGAAUUACAAAAAAACAAAAAUAAGAGGAUCAAUACUUUUCCGAUAUGAUAUUGGAAGCUUCAAAUACAAGAACUCGAGCUUUAGCUUCUUUGAAAUCGGCGAGCAAUGUAUGUAUAGGGUAUGUAAGUUGUUUCCUUUGGCACCAGCUUAAAAGAAAAACAUAUAAAUACCUUUUUUUGAAAAAAAAAACAUAUAAAUACAUAUCAUUAUGACACUGUUAUUAAAAAAAAAGAAUCACAAUGCAGAAUAUUUCGUUAUGGAAAAAUUACUUUCAACAAGCAUCAGGGUUUGUGUUUGUAGUUGAUAGCAUCUACAGAGAGCGAAUCGAAGAUGCCAAGAGUUUCCUUUACAUGGUGAUGGAUGAGGUAACACGAACAUCUUUAGCUAGUUGUAUAUAAUUAAUGCCAAUGCUUGAUUUUAGAUACAGGGGAACGCACCAGACAACGCGGCUGUUCUUGUUUAUAGCAACAUCCAUUUGGUUCCUGGUGCCAUGUCUGCUUCUGAGAUCAGUAACAAACUUGAUCUCGCUUCUUGUGAACCAAGAACGAGAUUUUUUUAUGAAAUUAGAUAGACUAGAAUCUUACACGAACCUGAUCAGAAAAGGACUAGAGAUUUUAAAACGUGAUUCUUUCCUUUUUCCGGAUUAGAUGUGUAUUUUUUCAAAGGCGGUUUAGAUCAUUAAAAAAGGAAAAAAUAGGAUCAGUAAAACCCUUAUAUAAGGAGGGUUAAUGUAUUCUAUUUUGUUUCAUUCACACAUAACACAUUCAUCAACGCUUUCUCAUUCAACAAAUUUAAGUUUCUCUUCUAUCAUACUUUGUGAUCUUUCUUGUUUAAUAAUGGCGACAAGAACGAGAAUCCUCAGCUUAGUGUUUGCAAUGAUGAUGAGCUUCACGGUUCUCUCGGGUUACAGCUCAGCCAAGAUCUACAAAGUUGGAGACUCCCAGGGAUGGACUGCUAAAGACGAUGUCUACUACGCUUGGGCAGAGAGAGACUAUAAGGAGUUCCAUGUGGGAGAUUCUCUCGUCUUCGAAUACGAUCCCAGCAUCAACGACGUGACUCAAGUCUCUGGCGGUUUGGAAUACGAGUUCUGCGACCUUUCUUCUCCUAAAGCUGUCUACAACACCGGACACGAUGUCGUGACUCUCAUGGAACCAGGUUUUCACUACUUCAUCACCUCAAACCAAGAACAAUGCGUGUUAGGACAGAAACUCGAAGUUCUUGUAGUCCAUGACCCUUCAAGUCUGGUUCCUCCACCAACAACACCUAGCAAGACCCUUCCCGUCGGAGAGACGUACAAGGUCGGAGACUCGGAAGGAUGGAAAGUUUAUGAUAGUGACUUCUACAACAAGUGGAGUGAGGAGAAACAGUUUCAUGUUGGAGAUAGUUUGAUUUUUGAGUAUGCUGAUGAAGUCAACGACGUUUAUGAGAUCAGCGGUGAUCUAGAGUUCAUGACGUGCGACCCAACAUCUCCUGUGUCUGUGUACAAGACGGGACACGAUCUAGUUAGGCUUACGGAACCAGGAGUUCAUUAUUUCAUAACCUCACAGUCUGGUUAUUGUGAAGCUGGUCUUAAGGUUCGAGUGAUGGUGGGACCACAACCCAAAGCUGUUGCUUACCCUAAUUUUCCCAAGAAGGUGGACUUGUCAGCUAUGGAGCGUCUCAACAACUGGUUACAGACAUUCAAACCCCAACCCCAUCAUUAAACCAGCUUGGAGCUCUUGUUGUCUCUUUCUCUUGUUGUCUCUUUCUCUUGUCUAGUUUAUUUGAUUCAAGAAGAAUUCAAUAAAAUUUCAUGUUUGACUAAACGUAACUGAAGCACAAAACUAUAAUACAAAUUGAAUAACAAAGAUGCCUUUAUUAAACUUAGCUGUUUUUUAUUGAAAUAAGGGAGCCUCUUCUUCUAUAAUGGUGUAUCAUAACAUUAGUUUCUCUUACAAAUAUAGUCACUUUAACUGGUUCCUUGAACUGGAACAGAGCCGUUCGUAUCUGUAGUAUUUUCCUCGGACGCUUUGAAGAUCGGACACUUGGAAGAAAGUGUAAGACAAUAUCAGGUUGUUGAUUCCGUCAUUCUUGGAUCAGUCACAAACUCAGGAUCAAUGUAGAAGAAGAAGGUCUUCGUAGGCUUUGAGUUUGCUUAAGAAAUAUCAAACAGAGCCAAUAACAAAAGGUAGUCACAAGCAGGUAUUAAAGACCAUGAAGAACGAGAAGGACCAAAAUGUGGAGACGAAGAGGAUCCUGUAAGAAUAUUUUAUAUUUAUAUAUGACCUAUGUGUCUAUUGAUUCAAUAUAAAUAUCAAGUUCAUAUUAAUGUUAUGGAUUCUAAUAUAAAAGAUGAUACUGUGAUGGAUUGGUUUCGAUUAAAGCAUUAGAAUCAGGUGUAUUGAUAACCCUCUUCCCUUACCUUAUUUAGUUAUGAAUGACUUCUUCAAUAAUGAUUAUAUAUCAUUUAGAUAUAUGUGUGUAUGGUUGUGCUUAUAAUAUGUUAAUCACAUAUAAAGAAUUGUUUGUGCUUGAAAGAGUAUUAAAGAAAAAGUGUGAUUAUUGAAAAGGCACUAUAGCACAUAUCUAUAUAUAUUGUCACGUGUGGUGGUGGUUACAAAAUAAGAGAAAAGUGACUUUUCUUAUAUGAGAGAAGAGUUACGAUUGUGUCGGUAUUACGUAAGAAACGUAUAAGCCAUCGUAAGAGAACAAAACGUGAUAAGAAGAGGUUUUAGAUUCCUUUGUCCAUCAAAGGGAAUCAUGAAGGAUUAAAGGCCAAAGGAAGGAAAAAAUCAAAUUGUGGAUUGAUGCAAAUACUCAACCAAGGAAAGCAUGGAUCAAGAUCCAUGUGAGAGAAAGAGAAGACGGCGAUGAAGAAGAGAAGAAGAUUGACACGUUCUUUAAGCUCAUCAAAAGUUAUCAAGAAGCACGGAAACGAAGAAGAGAAGAGUUGGCUGAAAAUUCAGGAGACGUGAAGAAGAAAACUAACGUCGGAGAGACAUCCGGUGCUGUAGUUCCGGCGUUUCAGCCGGAAGAUUUC